UUCACACAAGAGGCGUUAUGCAAUACAAGCUUUUCCUGUUCGCCCUAGCGGCGCUACUAGCGCUGAGCGCGGCGGAGGAGGACAAGAAGGCCACGGAAGAGAAGGCGGCGGAGAAGUCGGACACAGAAGUAGUGGAAGACAAGAAACAGGAGAAGAGAGGUUUAUUCGGAUUCGCCCACGGUUAUGGAGGUCUGGAUGAGGGCUACGGAGGCUACGAGGGUAUUGAGCUCGGCGGCUACGGAGGUGGAGGAUACGGAGGUGGAGGCUACGAAUCUGCUGGAGGCUACGGUCACGGAGGUUACGGCCAUGAAGAACAUAUCAAGGCCAUCACAAUAACUAAGGAAGUCCAAGUUCCACACCCGGUCUAUGUCGAGAAGAAAGUCCCAUACCCAGUAAAGGUCCCUGUCGAUAGGCCAUACCCUGUCCACGUACCAAAACCAUACCCCGUGCAUGUCGAGAAACCUGUCCCAUACCCCGUCAAGGUUCCAGUUCCCCAGCCCUACCCCGUCCAUGUCGAGAAGCCCGUUCCAGUUCCAGUGAAAGUCCCUGUUGACCGUCCCUACCCCGUUCACGUACCCAAGCCAUACCCCGUCUACGUAGAGAAGAAGGUCCCUUACCCUGUGGAGAAGCACAUCCCUUACCCAGUGAAAGUCCCUGUGGAUCGUCCAUACCCCGUCCACGUACCUGUAGAGAAGCCAGUGCCCUACCCUGUAGAGAAGCCUGUACCUUACCCUGUCAAGGUCCCAGUCGACAGGCCAUACCCUGUCCACGUACCUAAGCCCUACCCUGUGCCAGUUGAGAAGCCAGUCCCUUACCCCGUAGAGAAGCCUGUACCUUACCCGGUAAAAGUACCAGUCAAGGUCCCAGUUAAAGUACCUUACCCAGUGGAAGUCAAGGUGCCCGUUCACAUCCCAGUACAUGUGAAGAAUCACUAUGAGCAUGACUAUGGCGGCGGCUACGAGAGCUACGGAAGCGGUUCCGAAGGAGGUUAUGGAGGAAGCUACGGAGGAGGUUAUGGAGGAAGCUACGGAGGAGGUUAUGGAGGAAGCUACGGAGGAGGUUAUGGAGGUGGCAGUUCUUCUUACUCUACGCACACAUACCAUCACUAACUAAGCUAUCUUCUCUUGUACUUAUGUAAUAUAUGUGUAUAGUGUACUUUUAUACGAUUGAGAUCUUUAGUAAAUAAACUAGUAUUAUAA
Molecule: messenger RNA, 1199 nt
Organism: Homalodisca vitripennis (glassy-winged sharpshooter)
Lineage: Eukaryota; Metazoa; Arthropoda; Insecta; Hemiptera; Cicadellidae
Product: keratinocyte proline-rich protein-like
Exons: 2
Coding region: 18-1109 (363 amino acids)
Source: RefSeq, a predicted model, not a curated record